AUGAACAAAUCCACAGUGACAGAUAUUGAAGAAGACGAAGAAAAUGCUGAUGGUACAAGAGAGGACACAAUAACACCAAUGAUGUACGGAAGACAACCCAUCUCUACGGAGACUUCCAAGCAAAGGAAGACCAAGAAAUUCAUUCUAUCCAAGUAUACAAUCUACGAAACCAACGAACGAAUGUACAUCGUUGGAUCCAACAAGCGAGAGACCAUGUUCCGAGUCCUUGAGAUAGACCUCACGGUACCACAGGAUCAAUUGAAUGUCCUGGAAGAUAACGUGUUCUUUACGAGAAAUGAAAUCAUGAACGUUCUGGCAGGUUUGGAGGAUGCUAGUGAUAUGGGACUUAUUAAGAGACUUACAGGGUAUGGUCUGCUGGGAUUCAUUAAAUUCACUAGUGUUUAUUAUCUGGUGGUGGUCACCAAAUGCAGCCAGGUCGCAGUCAUUGGAGGCCAUUUCGUAUUACAUAUUGAUGGAACUGAAUUGGUUCCCAUUUCAAAUAAUUAUAAGAAACCGGAUAAGGGAUCCAUGGAGGCUAAAUUGAUGCAAACGUUCCAGAAUCUUGAUUUGUCACGAACUUUUUAUUUCAGUUAUACUUAUGAUGUGACUAAUACGUUACAAGUGAAUUUAUUGAGGGAAAAAUUGAAAGCUGUUGGACGUGAUGAUAUAUCCAUUCCAAGUGGCAUUGAAGACUAUAAUGAAAUGUUUAUUUGGAAUAAUUUUCUUUUAAAACCUAUAUUUUCAUGUAUCGAAACAGUUUAUGAUUGGUUUCAAUGUAUCAUUCAAGGUUUCAUUGAUCAAGUUAACGUCUCAGUAUUGGGGAAAAACAUUUACAUUACAUUAAUUGCAAGACGGUCACAUCAUUUUGCUGGGGCAAGAUUCUUAAAGAGAGGUGUCAACACAAAUGGGUUUGUAGCGAAUGAGGUGGAAACUGAACAAGUUGUCGCUGAUAUGACGCUAACUCCAUUCCACAAACCAGGGAAUGGAUAUUUUGAUAGUGAUAGAUACACAUCAUUUGUACAACAUAGAGGAUCUAUUCCUCUCUAUUGGACCCAAGAAGCCUCAAAUUUAACCGCAAAACCACCCAUCGAAAUUAAUGUAGUAGAUCCAUUUUUCAGUCCAGCUGCAUUGCAUUUUGAUAAAUUAUUCCAAAGAUAUGGUGGAGGCGUAAUCCAAAUCCUGAAUUUAAUUAAAACAAAGGAGAAGAAACCUAGGGAGACUAAAUUAUUGAAAGAAUUUGAAGAAUGCAUCACAUAUUUGAAUAAAUUUUUACCGGAUGAUAAAAAAAUGGAUUAUGUUUCCUGGGACAUGAGCAAAGCUUCAAAACAAGACGGUCAAGGUGUCAUAGAAUUUUUAGAAACAUAUGCUGCUAAGAGUGUACAAAAGACAGGUAUUUUUCACAAUGGGAAAGAUUUCAAAUCAACGGCUAUUCAAGAGGGGAUAUGCAGAAGUAAUUGCAUUGAUUGUUUGGAUCGUACAAAUGCCGCACAAUUUGUUAUUGGGAAGAGAGCAUUGGGGGUUCAACUAAGGCAACUUGGAAUUAUAGAUAACUCGUUUUUGGAAUAUGAUUCUGAUAUCGUCAAUAUACUUACUGAGUUAUUCCACGAUUUGGGUGAUACAAUUGCAUUACAAUACGGUGGCUCACAUCUUGUAAAUACAAUGGAGACAUAUAGAAAAAUUAACCAAUGGAGCUCUCAUUCAAGGGAUAUGAUCGAAAGUAUAAAAAGGUUUUACAGCAACUCAUUUGUUGAUGCACAGCGUCAAGAUGCUAUUAAUCUAUUUUUAGGUCACUACAUUUGGAAAGAAGGUUAUCCAGCAUUAUGGGAGAUGAAUACAGAUUUUUAUCUCCACAAUGAAUACGUUACCAAUGGAUUGAAAAGAAGCUAUACUCACUGGUGGAACACUUACCAUGUAAAAGGCUUGAAGAAAUUGUUAACAGAAGAGAUCUUAGAGAAAAAUAAUGACAUAACAAAGGAAAAGACGAUUUUAAACGUUCGCGGAUAUCCUGGUGCAUUUGAUAAUUAUUGGAAUGAGUAUUAUGCACCAAGAGCAGUGACAUGGAUUACAGAUUUGUUUGUCUUUAACAUGAACUCGACUCGAAGAUACCAUAACUUAGCAACAAAUAGUAAAGAAGUUUCUCCAUUUUUGUCUAGGAAACAAAGUUCAUUUAAUAAAAAGUUAAAAUUGAUAACAGAAGCACAGGGAAACAAGAAACAAGAUAAAGUUAACAUUGAAUUAGAAGCAGUAAAUGAAAAAUUUACCUCUUAUGAUGAAAUAGAACUUUGUGACCAACAGCUGCAUAAUAUAGUUGAAACGAAAGAUACCAUCGAGAAACAUUUGGAAAAUUUUCUUCCCUAUGAACUGCCCAUAUUUCAUGAUGAAUGGUUGCUAAAUCACCCUUCACACGGGCACCCAAGAAGGCAAGAAUUUGAUAAUGAAAACAGGGAUGAAAUCGGCGACACACCGCCAAUUGUCACGAGCGCUUCAUAUUUGCCUAAGGUGUCUGUAGAUUUAGCAUUCUAUCAGAAUGUUGUUGAUAUAGAUAGUUAUGAGGCUCAAAGCGAUUAUGAGAUGAUAACGAACCUUACAACGAUGAGUGUUGAUCCAAAUGAAGAACAAAAGUAUUCUGACGCAGUGACUAAUAUUAGGAGAGAAUUUGCAUUUUUAUAA
Molecule: messenger RNA, 2670 nt
Organism: Naumovozyma castellii
Lineage: Eukaryota; Fungi; Ascomycota; Saccharomycetes; Saccharomycetales; Saccharomycetaceae
Gene: FIG4
Product: phosphatidylinositol-3,5-bisphosphate 5-phosphatase
Exons: 1
Coding region: 1-2670 (889 amino acids)
Source: RefSeq, a predicted model, not a curated record